Molecule: messenger RNA, 1091 nt
Organism: Lotus japonicus
Lineage: Eukaryota; Viridiplantae; Streptophyta; Magnoliopsida; Fabales; Fabaceae
Product: transcription factor bHLH18-like
Exons: 4
Coding region: 260-811 (183 amino acids)
Molecular function (GO): protein dimerization activity
Source: RefSeq, a predicted model, not a curated record
AAAAAAUAGCAACUCAGCUAACAAAGAGUAAUAUACGGAUAUAACAUAACCAAUUGCUAGCUGUUUAAUAAAUUUAUCAAAUUUCACAUAUUAAGAAUAUAUUAACCAGCACAUACCUUACUCUUCAUACCGUCGCAGGUUCACUGGUCGAUCCUAAGCUUUCUCACAAGUCACUGAAAUAUAACUUGCAAAGAUCUUUCUCUUGCCCCACCAACUCCACGUCUCCACCUUCAAAACAGAGAACUGCUGCAGCAGCACCAUGAGAAACUCCUCCUCAGCCAGAUCUCCUCACCAAGCUCAAGAUCACAUAGUUGCUGAGAGAAAGAGGAGAGAAAAGAUUAGCCAGCAGUUCAUAGCUCUUUCAGCUCUUAUUCCAGGCCUAAAAAAGAUAGAUAAGGCCUCUGUUCUGGGGGACACUAUACAACACAUUAAACAGCUCCAAGAGCAGGUGAAGCUACUGGAAGAGCAAAGCAAAAGGAUAAACGCAGAAUCAGUGGUAUAUGUUGAUAAAUCUAAGUCCGAAGAUGUCUCAGACACAUCCUCAAAUAAUGUCUCACUGCCUGAAAUUGAGGCAAGGGUGUUAGAGAACAAAGUUUUGAUCCGAAUCCACUGUGAGAAACAGGAGGGGGUGCUGAUGAAUAUACUCAGAGAGAUAGAUAACCUUGAUCUAACAGUGAUCAAUAGCAGUACCUUGCAUUUCGGGGCCUCCAAACUGGACAUAACCAUCAUAGCCGAGAUGGAUGAUGAGUUCAAGCUGAGCGUGAAGGAACUGGCUAGAAAGCUUCGAGUGGGGCUCUUGCAAUUAAUGUAGCAUUUAUUCAGUUAGAGGUCUUUUCAUACACAUGCAUUAGCAGCCCUCACUUUAAUGUAUUACAUUAUGGAGUCAGUAAAUGUCAUGUCCAUCUUCUUAGCACUUGGAGAAAUAAAAUAGAUAGUAACGUCUCUUUUUGUUUUAGUCUGUUCAAUUUAUUCUAAACGUGUUGUUUGUUGUUUGGCUGGAAGCAUUUGAUGGUAGAUAUUUUUUUUGGUUGGGGUCUUGUUUGGUGUUGCAUGGGUUUUUUCAAGGCUUUUUGAUUCCUUAGGCUUUUCAA